Plenodomus lingam JN3 is the source of this 174-nucleotide messenger RNA. The record is from RefSeq and is a predicted model, not a curated record. NCBI's taxonomy places the organism in Eukaryota, Fungi, Ascomycota, Dothideomycetes, Pleosporales, Leptosphaeriaceae.
AUGGUUGGCGGCAUGUGUCAAGAGGGCUACUGCAACAUAGAUACCAACACUGUCAACGUGAGAGAGCAAGCAUGCAAAGGCGGAGCCGGCUUCUUUGCUGAUGACACGCCCGGUGGGAGGACCGCAUGCUCAGUUGAGGGGGGAAAAUGCACCUACAUAUGGCAAUGCGUCUAG